ACCCCAACCCAGCCUCAUCUGCCUCAGCUCAAGCUCCACUGCUUCCACCACAAUCGUAACUUCUCACAACGCCCGCCAAAAUGCCUUUCACCGGAAGCGACAUCAUCAAGAUCAUCUUCGCCAUUGUCCUCCCCCCUCUUGGUGUCUUCCUUGAGCGCGGUUGCAAUGCCGACUUCCUCAUCAACAUCCUGUUGACCAUCCUGGGUUACAUUCCCGGUAUCAUCCAUGCGCUGUACAUCAUCUUGAAGUUUUAAGCGCCGCGGUCGACACUCGUCGGAUACUCCCUUCGAUACCCAUUUCCUUUUCUUUCGUGUUCGGUCCGUCGCACAUCCGGUGCUGGGCAGCAUAAUCACCCGGCGUUGUCUGGUCGUCCCUGGCUUCUCUGCGGAUAAUCUUGAACGUUAAUUGCGACUGCACGCCAGUAUUCGGCAACUGUUCGGAUCGAGCUUCUACGUAGCGAUGACUCCUGAAUGAUAUUCUGUACCUGAUU
Aplosporella prunicola CBS 121167 is the source of this 490-nucleotide messenger RNA. RefSeq lists its product as uncharacterized. The record is from RefSeq and is a predicted model, not a curated record. The transcript is spliced from 3 exons. Gene Ontology annotation, cellular component: membrane. The coding region runs from base 81 to 254 and encodes 57 amino acids. Lineage: Eukaryota; Fungi; Ascomycota; Dothideomycetes; Botryosphaeriales; Aplosporellaceae.